GGCAUCAUUUUUGUAUGGUUUGCUUUCAUUUUCAAAUAUGAACUGUGGUAUCUCCCUCAGUUUUCUUCUAUAAAUAGUCAAUGGAGGGAUAUAGUAAAAUAAAUUAGAGUUGAGUUGAGUUGAGUUGAGAGAGAGAUAAAGAAAAUGAGAAGAGAAUGCCAUCCUCUGCUGAGGGGUGGGAGAAGAGAGGGCAAAUAUACUCAUGGGUUUUCUUCAGCUGAGAUGCAAUCUCUGGCUAGCAUCUGUGAGGUUCUCUUACCUCCUUUACCAUUGAAUUCCAUAGAGGGCCAACCAAGCAAGGCUGUCCAAUCCUUCUAUCAAGCUUCUGGGUCUCAGCAUCCAAUACCUGAUGAGGGUGCAGAGCUUUUUGUGAAGAGGGCCUUAAUAGAAGCUGUGAUCCUGGUGAGAGUAGUUUUAAUAAUUCUCUCCACCAGAUUGGGGACAUUGUUGCUUUGUGGAUCUCUUUCUUUCUCUGACAAGUGGCCCUUCAUUAACAACUUCUCAAGUAUCUCCUUGGAGAAGAGAGAGAAGAUCCUCCAGAGAUGGUUCAGACAUCGGCUGCUAACACCCAUCAGACUUGCAUUCGUUUAUAUCAAAUUCUUGUGCUUAUACGUUUUCUUCACUCUGGCUGAUGAAAAUUCAGAAAAUGCAGCAUGGGAAGCCAUUGGAUAUCAUACUGACACUGAUGGGAACCGGUCAAAAGUCCCAAAAGAGAGGCCGCUUCAGAAGGGAAUGGUAGAAACCAUGCAAGAAACUGAAUCAACCCUUGUUCAGUCCCUUAAUCAGAAAGGUCUGAAAGUAGUGGAAGACCCUGAACAGAAACUCUACAAAAUCAAAUGUGAUGUGGUGGUUGUUGGGUCAGGUUGUGGUGGAGGUGUUGCAGCUGCUGUCCUGGCGAGUUCUGGUCACAAGGUUGUUGUGCUUGAGAAAGGGAACUACUUUACUGCUACUGAUUAUUCUUCUUUGGAAGGUCCCUCCAUGAAUCAACUAUUUGAAUCAGGAGGAAUCCUUCCAACUGUCGAUGGGAAGAUGAUGAUCCUGGCAGGUUCAACAGUGGGAGGUGGCUCUGCUAUUAACUGGUCGGCAUCCAUCAAAACACCCAAGUCUGUUCUCCAGGAAUGGGCUGAAGACCACAAGCUUCCACUGUUUGGGAGUUCUCAGUAUUUUUCUGCCAUGGAUGCUGUGUGUGAGAGGAUUGGGGUUACAGAGACCUGUGCUGAGGAGGGAUUCCAAAAUCAAGUCCUCCGGAAAGGGUGUGAAAACCUUGGUCUUAAAGUCGAUCUGGUGCCACGAAACUCCUCCGAAAAGCAUUACUGUGGUUCUUGCGGUUAUGGUUGCAGGUCAGGAGAUAAAAAAGGGACUGAUUCUACCUGGCUGGUUGAUGCUGUGGCUUGCGGUGCCGUGAUCAUAACAGGAUGCAAGGCUGAGAGAUUCAUAUUGGAGACGAACAAGUAUGGAAGGGUGAAAAGAAAGAAAUGCCGGGGAGUGAUUGCAAAAACACUAAAUAACAACAUAAAAAACAGGAUUCAAAUCGAGGCUAAAGUAACAAUCUCAGCAUGUGGGUCUCUCUUGACACCCCCACUAAUGAUCUCUAGUGGGUUAAAAAACCAGCACAUUGGCCAAAACCUUCAUCUCCAUCCUGUUGCAAUGGUUUGGGGAUACUUCCCAGAUUCCAAUUCAGAGUUCGAGGGAAAAGCCUAUGAGGGUGGGAUAAUCACGUCCAUGCAUAAGGUGGUAUCCGAGGACUGCCAAGUAAGAGCCAUCAUUGAGACUCCUGCUUUGGGGCCGGGAUCAUUUGCUGCACUUUGUCCUUGGGAGUCAGGUCUCGACAUGAAGAAAAGGAUGGUGAGGUACGGGAGGACUGUUCACUUGUUUGCUAUGGUCAGGGAUGAGGGGACUGGAAAAGUCAAGGUCGAAGGAAGAAUAAGCUAUAACCUAAGUGCAAUAGACAAAGAAAACCUGAGGGCAGGAGUGCGGCAGGGGCUCAGAAUUUUGAUAGCAGCAGGAGCCGUUGAGGUGGGUACCUAUCGAAGCGAUGGCCAGAGACUUAAAAGUAAAGGGAUCAAUGAAAAGGAAUUGGAGGAGUUUUUGGAUUCAGUUUCUGCAGCAGAAGGGCCACAAUCAUUUGUAGAUAAGUGGACAAUAACUGGUACUGCCCACCAGAUGGGGAGUUGUAGAAUGGGAAAGAGUGAGAAAGAAGGUGCGGUUGAUGAGAAUGGGGAGAGUUGGGAAGCAGCAGGACUCUUUGUUUGUGAUGGUAGCGUUCUGCCAACUGCUGUAGGUGUCAAUCCCAUGAUCACUAUCCAGUCAACGGCUUAUUGUCUCUCCAAGAAGAUAGCAGACUCUUUGAACAGAUCAGUAAAGGCAAUCGAUUCCAGUAAUUCUGAGUUAUCAGCUGUUCUUUUAAUUGAAAAAAAAGAAAAUUAGUGUUUUAUUUUCAUAUCUAGAAGGAAGUUUAGUUCUAAAAUGUCAUUAUGUUUUCGAUUUUUAGAAGGGUUUUUAUGGUUUUAAGGAUUCCAUAGAAUCAAUAGAUUGUACUUAUAACAGAAAAAUAAAAUGAGAAAGCCUCUCUCUCGUCCUCUCCUUCC
Messenger RNA from Vitis riparia (riverbank grape), 2588 nucleotides. RefSeq names its product long-chain-alcohol oxidase FAO1. The coding region runs from base 145 to 2427 and encodes 760 amino acids. The transcript has 3 exons. The record is from RefSeq and is a predicted model, not a curated record. NCBI's taxonomy places the organism in Eukaryota, Viridiplantae, Streptophyta, Magnoliopsida, Vitales, Vitaceae. Gene Ontology annotation, molecular function: flavin adenine dinucleotide binding; long-chain-alcohol oxidase activity.